Mya arenaria is the source of this 397-nucleotide messenger RNA. RefSeq lists its product as uncharacterized. The record is from RefSeq and is a predicted model, not a curated record. The transcript is spliced from 3 exons. NCBI's taxonomy places the organism in Eukaryota, Metazoa, Mollusca, Bivalvia, Myida, Myidae. The coding region runs from base 1 to 342 and encodes 113 amino acids.
AUGAAUUGGUGCAACGAAGAUGCAGAUAAAAAUUGGCACUGCGAAGUUUGUAGAGGUGCUAAGUUGGACAACGCCUACGCACGUGGACAUGACCAACCAGCAAAAACAACCAAUCAUCAGAGACAUGGCUUGUCAAAUCAGCACAAGGCCGCCUUGGAAAAGACAGUUCUGAGUUCCCAGGAACCCAUGAAGAAAAUUGUACUGGCCAAACUGUCCAAGGAUGACGAGCUUGGGGUCAAGCUCCUUAAGACUGCCUACCACCUGGCCAAGCGGGAGCUCCCCAAGGUGGAAUUUCAGUACCACCUCCAGCUUGCCAGGGCCAUAGGUGCUGAUCUCGGCUGACCUUGAGACCUACAUUGUGUAGACUGAUCAAGUGUAUAGUGCUUCUUGUUUUGAG